AUGGCUCUCGCUGUAAUGAAACCUGUUAAACCUGGUUUAGAGGAACCCCACGACCAAAUUCAUUGUAUCCGGAUUACUCUUUCUUCAAAGAACGUCAAGAAUCUUGAAAAAGUGUGUUUUGUUCUUAUUCAGGGCGCUAAGGAUAAGAGCUUGAGGGUUAAGGGACCGGUGAGGAUACCAACCAAAGUUCUCGGUAUUACCACUAGAAAAUCUCCAAGUGGUGAAGGAACGAACACCUGGGAUAGGUUUGAGCUCCGCAUCCACAAGCGAGUGAUUGAUCUUUUUACCUCUGCUGAUGUGGUGAAGCAGAUUACUUCCAUCACCAUUGAGCUUGGUGUUGAGGUUGAAGUUACAAUUGCAGACUGA
Dovyalis caffra is the source of this 366-nucleotide messenger RNA. The record is from the annotation of a GenBank genome assembly. Lineage: Eukaryota; Viridiplantae; Streptophyta; Magnoliopsida; Malpighiales; Salicaceae.